This is a messenger RNA of Meloidogyne enterolobii, 588 nucleotides long. NCBI's taxonomy places the organism in Eukaryota, Metazoa, Nematoda, Chromadorea, Rhabditida, Meloidogynidae. The record is from the annotation of a GenBank genome assembly.
AUGCUGUUUUUUCUCUUGAUUUUUUCUCUAUUAUCUCCAUUAUUUAUUGGAAUGGAGCAAAAUGGUUACUGGGAUGUUUGCUGCAAUUCAUGCUGGAAUGGUUUAGGAAAUUUAUGCCCACAAAAUUGUUGGGACCUUCAUCUUGGAGAAUGCAUAAAUCAUUGCUGGAAUAGUGUUUGUGAUUAUUGCAAUAGCUUUUUUCGGGAUCAAAACGUAAAUCAAUCUGAUUAUCAAGCGAUAGAAGAUUCGGAAUGCGAAACAGAGUAUAAUGAAGAUGGAUCUGAAGGCGAUGUACAAGAACAUCGUUAUACUGGGGUAGAGUGGGAAGAAAUGCCUUCUACAUCGCAAGGACAAACAGACUAUUAUCAUUAUGGAAAAGAAGUAUGUGAAGAGGAAUAUGAAGAUGAUGAAAAUGAAGGCAGAUUUCGAGAAUAUGAUAAUACUGAAGAAAUGUGGCAAGAAAUGCCUACAGCAUCACAAGGACAAACAAGCAAUCAUUAUGAUAAUUGGGAUGAGGAUGUUUCACAGUAUAACCCAGACAUACAUAUUCAAUUUGGAGGAAUGAAUAUAGGUGGUAAAAUUUCAUAA